UUGCUACGGAAACGCACCUAUUUCCUGCACUUCAACUUUCUAACUUCGAAGGAUUUGCGCAUUCAUUGACUUCUCACCCACACGUUCCCUCCUUGGCAAUAUGUCUACGGCGAAGUCGAACCGUCCUAAGGGAGGCGAUGUCAAGUAUCCCGAGGCUUCAUACUUCGCUCUGGGGCUCGGCCGGUCCGGCGGCACACCAGCCGCGAACACCCCUUCGGAGUCUCGAGCCUCAACCCCGUACUCCUCCACGGGGGAGAAGGCGCAAUUGUUGACGCCAAGCUCGAAGCCUCGUCGCUUCAAUUUUCCCGCCAAGGCCGUUCCCCUGUCGCUUAAGUCAUCGAAGGCAACGAUGAAGGACGCUGCUGGUCAGACGCGCCUUCAAGCAAGAUGGCUCGACAUCAACAAGGAGAAGCGCGGCGACUCUCAGUCCUCGUCCGCUGGUAGCAGCUCCUCCUCCGAUGGCGAUGCCCCGGACUAUCCUGCCGUCGUCCUGGACCUCGCGGACGAUGGCAGACCAUCGGAUGCCUCAUCGACGUCGGACGGCUCGCUCGUCUCCGGCCGUCGACCGUCGGAUGCAUCCUCGACAUCGGGUGGCUCCCUCCUCAUCUACGACCGUCGACCGUCUGGCCUCUCUGCAUCUCAGGACGCAGACGAAGCUCCUUCUCGCGUGGAGACCAUAGAUGAAGGUGGCGAUCUCCUGACCGCCGUCGAUGACGAGAAGAUUAAGCCUCGUCCCAUCGUUGCCCGGGACUUCGCUCGUCUGUGUGUCCCUCCGCCUGCUUUCCCCCGACGAGGAAGCAGCGACCGUUUCGCCGACAGACUCAGGCGCUCUUCCGGCACACUGUCGCGGUCGCCAUCCACCCAGUCUCUUUCUGCGAUGCCCUCGCCGCGCUACUCGCAGGGUUCGUUCAUGGCCAUGCCCAGUCCUUUGACAUCGCCGUCUGCACCUAACCUCACGGCCACGCCCACUGAGGAGACUCUCCUCGUCAGCCCUUGGUCGCGGCGCCCUAGCAAGAUGGGCAAGAGGCUCGAGGAAGCGAUUAACUUCGACCGCAUCCGCUCGCCUCUUGUGUCGCCUCGCGCAUUGCCCGAGAAGCCCAUCAGGCUCCCUGCGGUACACCCCGACUCGCAUCCAUACGCUGGCGUGCCAUUCCGCCCGACUCUGAGCCACUCGAGCAGCUCGUCCUCGUCGCGUUCCAGCUCCAGCUCCGACGAAGACGAUGAUGAGUUUGGCCUCGGCCCGCCGCCGGAGGUCCCUCCUGCGCUCGAAUACGUCGACCCGGAGAUCGAGUGUUUCGUACCGAACGCCUCGACGGCGACGCUGCCGAUCGCGGAAGCUCGCGCGUUGGAGUCGUCGGUCACGCAUCCGUGGGUCGAGCCGCCGUUCAAUAUCGUGCAGCGCCAGCAGCCGAAGAUCAGCCCGUUCCCGGCGACCUUUAAGAUUGUCGUCAGUCUGGGCGUCGUCUGCAGUCUGCUCGUUGGGUACGGUCUUGGCGUAAAGAUCGUCACCGUCGGGCCAUGGAGUUUCGGCAUGUACGGCCUGCUCCUGAUCAUCGACUUCAUCACUCAGACCAUCGCGGCAUCCUUCAAUCGUCGUCGGGUAAACAAGCUGACCGCGCAGUCGCCGUUGGUCAAGGGCGUCGCGGAGCGCCUAGCCGCUAAAGACCAGGUGCCCGCGCAGGAGCCUGCUCCUCUUCCCGAGUGCAGCAUCGCCGUCGUUGGUUAUCGUGAAGAUGAAGACGCUUGGAUUGCGUGCUUGAAGUCGCUUUGGGCGCAGGAGUACCCGAUCAAGCAUAUCAUUGGCGUUGUUGACGGAAACGACGGUCCUGAUAUGGACAUGGCCAACGCAUUCGGCAAGGCCUUCCCCGAGGAAGAGCGCCUCAUCGUCCACUUGCCGGUCCUACUCUCUGUCAUGUACAAGGAGAAGUACUGGGAGCAUAUCAACAGUCUCGGGCACACGCCGCUCACUCGCUGGCAAUUCUUCAAGAUGUGGCUCACCCAGGAUCCUCGCCCCGGUCAGGCGGAGGCGCACGAGGUCGCGUGGAACUACACGCUGAACUACGUCCACCAGAAGGCAGAGGAGGGGCGCUGGAAGGACUGGAAGGCCAUCUGUUUCUCUGAACCUCACGGCCACAAGCGUCACGCCAUGUUCACUGCAUUCAUUGUCGGCGCAUACGCCCUUGGUACCAAGGACGCGAUGCUCACUACCGACAGUGACACCUACGUUCACCCCGAUGCCGUGAAGAACAUGAUGGCUUUGCUGUUCAGUGAUGAAAGGUUGGCUGGUGUCACUGGCGACGUGCGGAUCUGGAACAAGAGUGACUCUUUCCUUGCGCUCAUGUCUUCCAUUCGUUACUGGUUCGCGUUCAACGUCGAGCGCGCUUGUCAGAGCGCCUUUGGCUGUGUUGGCUGCUUGUCCGGUCCUCUGGGGCUCUACAAGACGUCAGACCUGAUUUCCGUCCUGGGACCGUGGAUCCUCCAGUCGUUCCUCGGCAAGGAGACCACAUUCGGUGACGAUCGGCAUUUGUCGAACCGUAUCCUGUCCCUCGGACACAAGACAGGUUACACCCACCUUGCGAUGUGCGACUCCGACACGCCUGCUGGCUACGUCCGCUGGGUCAAGCAACAGACGCGUUGGUCAAAGUCCUUCUUCCGUGAGGCGUUCUGGUUCCCCAAGAGCUUCGCGUUCCACCGCUUCUGGUUGACGGUCGAGACGAGCAAGCAGUUCCUGUAUCCGUUCGUCUUGACGGCCACCGUUAUGCGCAUGCUCUACCACCCGUCAGGCUGGAUCCGCCCCCUCAUCUGGCUCGGGACAAUGUUCGGUGUGGCUGUCAUCAAGUCCAUCUACGGCGUGAUCUGCUUGCGCGACCCGCGCCAGUUCCUCUUCGGCAUCUACGGUUUCAUGUACUUCUUCGGACUGUUGCCUUCCAAGCUGUUCGCUUGUUUCACUGUUCAUGUCACGAACUGGGGUACAUCGGCACGCUCAAAGUCGGAAUACGCACGUCCCGAGUCAUUCCUUUCCCGCACGACACAUGUCGGUCACCUCGUCGUUUGGUACAUGAUGCUCUCCCUCGGUCUCGCCUACCUGCUCGCCACCGUCUUCCACAAUCCGUUGUUCUGGGUCGUUGGCGGAAUUGGACUUGGCCUCUCUGCGCAAGCCUACUCCGAUGUCAUCGUCGGCGAGUCCAAGUACGCGUUCUACGUGCUUCGCAAGAAGUACCGGAUGUGGCGCGCGAGCAAGAACACGGUCACGGACGAGGAGCGCAUCGCGAAUAAGCCGGUGCGUGGUGCAUUCAAGAAGAUGCGUCGCGGCAAGCGGUCAAGCAAGAAGGCUAAGACGGCCAACGAGGUUGCACUCGAGGCACCCGCUGUCGUCGAAGACGAAUCGGCGACCGUUGUGUUCGAUGCACCCACGCCGUUCUUGGAACCGGAAAACGCGCGUGUCAACCUCCCCGCAGCGAUGCCUGUCGUCGAUCACCGCCAUGCCGAAGUCGAUCCUCUCGCCCCCGUUCCCGCUGCGGCGCCUACUAUCUUCGUCGAGCCGGCGGAAGCCCAGGACCCAUCCCAGAUCACUCCUGCUCAGUUCGGCGACGACAGGAAGGCCUCUGUCGGCACGACGGCCACCGCCUCAUCAUUCGAUUCUUCGAGCACACCGUCUGGCUCAACGGACAGCUUGGGCAGUCUCGGACGUCGUUCCAAUGCCCUCGUCUCGCUUUCUAAGAGCCAGAAGACAGGGCGGUCGGGCAAGGUGUUCCACCUCGCUUCGCAGCUGACAAAACAGUGGGGUGUCCUCGGUGCGAUCGAGGAAACGCCUGCAACGAAAGACAGCGAGAAGUUGGUGCAGAAUGAGAAGUUGGUGCAGCGCGAUGAAUUGGAUGCGAUUCAAGAGUUGCCAAUGACGCCAGGGGCGAUGACCGUUUUCUAACAUUUCUAUCAUUACAUAUCUUGCAUUGUAGCGUUAGUAGCAAUCCUUCUAUAUCUCAUGAGCAAUCGAUGUAAAUAUAUGACAAUCCAGUUAGAGUGCGGCUGAUGCUCCUUAGCCGCAUGAAUCAUUGAAUGAGACAUGCACUUUACGCACAUUCAUUCGUCAUGCCGCUGCCGUGUAAUGUUGACUUUUUUCGCCGUGGCCCGUUUCGCAAG
Messenger RNA from Rhodofomes roseus, 4140 nucleotides. RefSeq lists its product as uncharacterized. The record is from RefSeq and is a predicted model, not a curated record. Gene Ontology annotation, biological process: hyaluronan biosynthetic process; extracellular matrix assembly. NCBI's taxonomy places the organism in Eukaryota, Fungi, Basidiomycota, Agaricomycetes, Polyporales, Fomitopsidaceae. The transcript is spliced from 7 exons. Gene Ontology annotation, molecular function: hyaluronan synthase activity. Bases 101 to 3925 code for a protein of 1274 amino acids.